Brachypodium distachyon (stiff brome) is the source of this 321-nucleotide messenger RNA. Its product is annotated as BTB/POZ and MATH domain-containing protein 2-like. NCBI's taxonomy places the organism in Eukaryota, Viridiplantae, Streptophyta, Magnoliopsida, Poales, Poaceae. The transcript has a single exon. Gene Ontology annotation, biological process: protein ubiquitination. Bases 17 to 295 code for a protein of 92 amino acids. The record is from RefSeq and is a predicted model, not a curated record.
GCUUCAGGCAUCGACGAUGGCGGAGCGGCUGCUUGUCGCCGCCGACAGGCAUAAGCUGGAGAAGCUGAAGCUGAUCUGUGAGGAGGCUUUGUGCAGGAACAUCGACCUCAGCUCCGUGGCUGCAGUCCUAGCGUUGGCUGAGCGUCAUGGUUGCUCCCUGCUCAAGGACGCGGGCUUCCGGUUCCUCUCCGCUCCUGGUAACCUCAAGGCAGUCAUGGAAACCGAUGGAUUUGAGCAGCUCAAGACAGGUUGCCCCUCUUCUCUGAUGGAACUCAUAGUCAAGAAGAUGCCGUGAUCGACUGAAAAGGCAACAUGGAUGCA